Molecule: messenger RNA, 2731 nt
Organism: Thecamonas trahens ATCC 50062
Lineage: Eukaryota; Apusomonadida; Apusomonadidae
Exons: 2
Coding region: 1-2067 (688 amino acids)
Source: RefSeq, a predicted model, not a curated record
AUGGAGUGCCCUACGUGCGGCAAGUACAUUCCCAGCUCGUCACAGGUUCUCCAUUCUGUUCAUUGCGCCAGGAGAGCCUUUGGUUUGGUGCCCGGCGAGUCGGGGACGAGCGAGCAAGUCGCGGCUGCGAGUUCGGCGGCGUCGGGAGCGCUCGACGCGCUUGUUGCCCAUGAGCCAGUAUGCGGCGCGCGGACGGAUGUCUGUCUGGCCUGUGGCAACUACGUCCGCCUGUUUGAGUGGGAUGCCCAUCAGCGGGAGCAUGCUGCCGAAUCUGGCGAGAAUGACGAGCAUGAUGGUGCUGGCGAGGCUCUGGCUGAGGUUGAGGCUGAGGCUGCCGCGCCGAUAGCUCUACACGCGGGUGACGAGGCCGAGCUGCGGCUCGCUGUUGUGGACACAGUGCUUGAUGCAGUCGGCAUCGACCUCAACCAGGUAUCGGACGAGUGCCGGACGGUGCUGAGCGGACUGAGCAGCGGCGGAAAGGCCGAGGUAGCGGCGGCCAAAGCUUUUGUCGUCGACAGCCUCUCUGUCCGCAUCCGAGUCAACCCGUUUGCCGGCUUUGCCGACACUGGUACUUUUGCGGUCCAGCUUGCGAUGUGGAUUCGGUACUCAACGCAGGCUGCACUGACUCGUGGAGCGCGAUCGCUACUUGCAAUGCUGUUGGACUCGCUGCCGGCGCGCAGUGAGGUGAGCCACAUCAAUGCGCCUGGCCUGGUCUCGUUCCCGUCGACGAUUGUGCACGUGCUCCUCGACGUCGUCCUCCCGCUCCUGCUCGACCGCACCUUUGAGCUCGCUGGUGCGCCGGCGCGGUUUCGGCAGGCUUCAUUCAUGGCGCCUGCGGCCGAGCCGGAGAUCGAACCGGCCGACGCCGCCGCGGCAACCGCACGCAAGAUCGCGGCUGCCGUUGCAGCCGCUCAUCGCCCGCAGUGGCUAGCGCGGCUGGCUCUUGUCUCGCUGCAGAACCAAGUGCUUGUGCUGGAGCAUGCACGCGACAGCAGUAGCCCAGCGUUGGAUCCGGUGGUGGCAAGCCUGGUUACUGGUCACAAGGCUGCGAUUGAGAGCGCGGUUGAGGACUUGGAACUUGUAGCGCGGAGUCUAGUCCCGCUCCUUGGUCCGCACCAUGUUCCAGGCUCGCGGCUUUGUGUGGCGUCGCUGGUAGCAUCCCUUGGAUAUGCUUGCGCGAUGCCGAGCCUUCCGCUGGGCGUGGCGCUCUCUGAAGUCCUCGCACACGUGCUGGCGGCGUAUCCGUCGUUUGCGGCGCAGUACAUGUCGCAGUGGCUGGAAGCGUUGGCGGAGCAUAACGAUGUGUGCCAGAGCCUGCAGGGCUCGCUCUCGCUGAGCUCGCUGACGGGUGCGUACCAGGUCCAGCGGGUGCUGAGCAGCGUGCGGCUGGCGGCGCGGAUGGUGUGGCUCAACCCGCACAUGCUGCGGACGCGGGCGCAUCUGAUGCACAUGGUGCGGACGGCCGAGGCGGCGGUGGCAGCACUGGCGAUGGCAGCUGAGCGCGAGCCAGCGCUGGGGCUUUGGCGCGAUGAGGCAGUGGGCGCGUUUGACGGCCUCAUGCGUGGUGUGCCGCUCUUUCUCUACGCCAAGGACGUGCCAUACUUGUCGGGAUGCGGCGAGAUGGCGGCGAUUUUGGAGCUGUCGUCGCCGGCGGCGCAGGCUGUUGUGGCAAAACGCAUCCUCACUGUGGUGGGUGCUACAAGCGACGACGGCCCGCGGUACGGCUCGCUCCACACUUCGCUGGUUGUCCUGCACCUCAUGGUGCGAUUGAUGGGCCUCGACGACCAUCCGCCCGAGCUGGAGAGCAAGUACCUCGAGUUUGCACUGUGGGCGACGGGACUGGUGUGCACCCAGCUCCACGAGGCGCCGCCGGUGUGGAUGAGUGCUGCGUCGCCGCUCAUCCACUCGGUUCUCGGCAGCAUCUUUGUUCAUCCUGCCUUUACUUUGCGGCUCUCGGGCGCCGAGGCGAGCUUCAUGGCCGAGGUCCUCGGCGGGCAGCCGCCGCCGCUCGCCGCGCUCGCCGAUGCGCUCCCCGCCACUGAGCUGCCGGCCGGCAACGAUGGAUAGUGCGCGGGGAGGGGGGGUCAUGCGUUGAGGGCGGCGAAAAAGUCGUCCUCGGUCAUGUCGCUGGAAGCCAGAGCCGGAGCCGGGGCCGGAGCCGAGGCGGCGGCAGAGGCAAAGGCUGAAAACUGUACCGCAGCGGGCGAGGCCGAUGACAGCGGCGGCACGGUGGCGGUUGUCGGGCUCGGAGUCGGGCCUCCAAAGAGGUCCAAGAGCGAGCUGGGCAUGGCCGGCUGGCUUGGAGCAGCUGGUUGGCGAGCGGGCGGAGCGGUCGAGUGCGGCUCUGCGGCGCGGUCCUGAGCGACAUCGGCGAGCGAGAGAGCAGCCAGAUCCAGAAGCGUACCGGUGGAAGAAGAACUCCUCAGCGAGCCCUUUGAGUUUGAGUGCUUGAGCCUCAACGAGCCCGAGGGCGAGGAGUUAGCCGAUGGAGGCUUGACAGCCAGGGGAGCCGGGGUAGACGAGGUGAAGCCCGGCGCAUCUCUGGCAGUCGCUGUGAUAGCCUUUGCCGCCGCCAGAGCCUUUUCCCCCGACAAAGAAGAAGAUCGCCUUGGCCUUUGAAGACGACGUUUGAGCGCGAGGCCACGGACAGGAACAGCAGCUUGCAUGUCAAGAAACGCUGUUGGUACCAGACCUUCCUUGCCCGACUCCAACAACCGACACAGACUCCAAC